Molecule: messenger RNA, 893 nt
Organism: Notothenia coriiceps (black rockcod)
Lineage: Eukaryota; Metazoa; Chordata; Actinopteri; Perciformes; Nototheniidae
Product: FAD-dependent oxidoreductase domain-containing protein 1
Exons: 3
Biological process (GO): mitochondrial respiratory chain complex I assembly
Cellular component (GO): cytoplasm
Source: RefSeq, a predicted model, not a curated record
GUACAUAUAUGUGUUGAACUGUCCUGACGGCCCCGGUCUGGACACUCCCUUCCUGAUCGAUUACUCUGGAGUUUGGUUCAGGAGGGAAGGGUUGGGAGGAAACUACAUCGCUGGGACCUCACCAGAGGAGGCGUUGGAGCCGGACACCAGUGACCUGGAGGUGGACCACCAGUUCUUUGAGGAGAAGAUCUGGCCCCACCUCGCCUCUCGUGUCCCGGCCUUAGAGAAGCUGAAGGUGACGAGUGCGUGGGCGGGUUUCUACGACUACAACACCUUCGAUCAGAACGGCAUCAUCGGCCUCCACCCGCAAAUCAACAACAUGUUCUUUGCGACGGGUUUCAGCGGGCACGGUCUGCAACAUUCGCCCGCCGUGGGUCGAGCCGUGGCUGAACUCAUCAUGCAGGGAAACUUCACCUCCAUCGACCUCAGCAACCUGGGCUUCAGACGCAUCAUCCAGCAGGAGCCCAUGCUGGAGAGGAACAUCGUGUAGAGGAACCAACACACCGCUGCUAGAACCACAUUACACCUACACAUGCUAUGGUAAAGGGACUGCUUUGAUGUAGCCUCUUAUAGUGGUUGUGGCCCCUUCAGAAGUCAGCGUUCACCCGUUCACCCACGUUCACUCAGAGGCCAAGUUUCAAGGCUUUAUUGUCAUGUGUACAUUAGCUACAGUGUAGAUGUGGCUCUUCCAACAGUGCAACAUAUAGGAUAUAAAACAGGACUGCCAUGCAAGGUGCUACCUACUCAUUCACACACUCUUAUACCAUCAGGAGCUAUUUUGGGGUUACGUUUCUUACCCAAAGUUGCAUGGACAUGUUGGGUGGUUCUCAAUGUCGAGGAAGGAUGCUCCAGAGCCACUAUUUCAAGCAUGCUACGUCAUCGAGUGCCGCCGA